AUGAGGAAGCCUGAUUCCGCCGCCGCCGCCGCCAACAUCCGUCUUAAGAAGGGUCUUUGGUCGCCGGAGGAGGACGAGAAGCUGAUGAGAUACAUGCUAUCCAAUGGCCAAGGCUGCUGGACCGAUAUUGCUCGAAACGCUGGUCUUCUCCGUUGUGGCAAGAGCUGUCGUCUCCGUUGGAUUAACUACCUUCGCCCCGACCUUAAACGCGGGGCUUUCUCUCCCCAAGAGGAGCGUCUCAUUCUCCAUUUGCAUUCUCUUCUCGGCAAUAGGUGGUCACAAAUAGCUGCACGUCUUCCCGGGCGAACGGACAACGAAAUAAAGAAUCUAUGGAACUCCUCGUUGAAGAAGAGAUUGAAGAAUCACAGUAACAUCUCUUCUCCAAACCCUAGUGAGUCUUCCGAACUUCGAAGUAGCAACAGCUUCGGGGAGCUAACCGAAAACAUCAUUCCGACCCACGAACACAACAACAUCAUGAACAUGUUCAUGGAAAGCUCAUCGUUCUCAUCCUCAACGUCCAAGAGUACUCCAUCCUUGUUCCUACAAAACUACAUCCCUUGUGACCCAUUUCCUACAUUAUUGGACAACCACCAAUACAACAGGGUUGGUGGUGCAAUGGAAGAGGGGUAUUAUGGGGAUUACAGCCGAACAAUAUUCGAGCCGAGAGGGUUAGUCAGGGACAAUUAUGACUUUUCCCACCUCCCUCCGCUUGGAAAUGGAGACAUUAUCGAGGAGAUUAAGGUACCAUCCAUAAAUAUAAAAGAAAACAACGAAAAUAAUAUCCAAGAAUUCAAUAAUGAUUACUUCGAUUAUAAUAACCAGAUGAAUUUUAAGGCGGAGGGUAUAUUUGGAAAUAAUUAUCAAGCCGAGCUGCAAGAUAACUUGAAAAUAGGAGGCUGGGAUUUGGACGGUUUUAUCCUUGAUUUCCAAAUGGAUUAA
This is a messenger RNA of Cucurbita pepo subsp. pepo (vegetable marrow), 939 nucleotides long. RefSeq names its product transcription factor MYB83. Lineage: Eukaryota; Viridiplantae; Streptophyta; Magnoliopsida; Cucurbitales; Cucurbitaceae. The record is from RefSeq and is a predicted model, not a curated record.